AUGUCGGUGGGCUUUCUCCCUCCGGGAGCUCUGGAGGCGGAACUGGACCGAUGCAAGAAGUUGGAGGAUGAGGCCAGGCGGCAGCAAGAGAGGGCUGCCCGGGAGGUGCAGGCCGCUCAGGACCGGCUCGACCUCGCCCGGCUGCACCUCACCACCUGCGCGUCUCAGUGCCGGCAGGCCCGGGAGCACCGGGACGACGUGGACGCCGCGCUCCAGGCUGCCAAGGUCCUGGCCGCCCACUUCGCCGCGGUGUGGGAGUCCCGCGAGCGGCAGCUACCCCAGACCCUGCGCGCCAUCCGCGAGGCGGAGGGGGAGGAGCGCGACGCGCGCAAGGCCAUUGCCGUGGCCGAGGGCAGGCUGGCCACGGCGGUGGAGGAGCGGGAGGCGGCCGACGACAAGCUGGUCUCCACCAGCCGCGUCAUCGGCAAGGUCCGGUCCAAGGCCAGUGUUGGCCUGAAGAAGUUCCAGGACGAAGUGGAGGAGGGCUGGUAUGAGCGGCGCGGGGCGGAGAGGGACGCGCCGCGCAGCCUCGAGCGCAAGCUGGCGAAGGGCGGGGAGGACGUGGGCCCGUAUGCGAUGGAGGCCAUCUCCAAUGCCGGGUCGUGCGUAGGAGUUCUGGCCACGGAUGGCGUGGUCCUGGCAGCGGAGAAAAAGAUCACCUCCAAGCUGCUGGACACCACUGCGGUGGGGGUCAAGCGGGAGAAGCUGUACCAGCUGGACGACCAUGUGGCCUGCGCGGUGGCGGGGAUCACCGCCGACGCCAACAUCCUGGUGAACACGUGCCGGCUGCACGCCCAACGGUAUACACUGCAGUUCCAAGAACCCAUCCCCGUGGACCAGCUGGUGCGCGCGCUGUGCGACACCAAGCAGGGGUACACGCAGUACGGCGGCCUGCGCCCCUUUGGCGUGUCCCUGCUGUAUGCCGGCUGGGACGAGCACCGCGGCUUCCAGCUCUACCAGUCCGACCCCAGCGGCAACUAUGGCGGCUGGAAGGCCACCAGCAUUGGCGCAAACCACCAGGCGGCUACCAACGUGCUGCAGGGCGACUACGCCGAGGAUGUCGACCUGGAGCGGGCUGUGCGCCUGGUGAUCAAGGUGAUGAGCAAGACCAUGGACAGCACCACGCUGACCCCCGACAAGGUAGAGUUGGCCACGCUGUCCCGCACCGACGCCGGCCGGCUCGUGUACCGGGUGUUCACCGCUGCCGAGCUGCAGCCGGUGCUGGAUGCGGUGAACAGCGAGCAGGCGAGGGAGAAGGCCGCGGCCAGCUGA
Auxenochlorella protothecoides is the source of this 1272-nucleotide messenger RNA. Its product is annotated as Proteasome subunit alpha type-4. Bases 1 to 1272 code for a protein of 423 amino acids. Lineage: Eukaryota; Viridiplantae; Chlorophyta; Trebouxiophyceae; Chlorellales; Chlorellaceae. Gene Ontology annotation, cellular component: nucleus; proteasome core complex, alpha-subunit complex; cytosol. The record is from RefSeq and is a predicted model, not a curated record. The transcript is spliced from 6 exons.